Messenger RNA from Symbiodinium sp. CCMP2456, 2085 nucleotides. The record is from the annotation of a GenBank genome assembly. Lineage: Eukaryota; Dinophyceae; Suessiales; Symbiodiniaceae.
AUGGAGAUGGUCAUAAGCUCUCAGCCAGUGAGGAUGUCCGUGACUGCGGAAGGUGUGAAGCAUACCUUGACCGUGCAUGAGACGGCCUUGACGCAAAUACCAUAUUUCAAGGAGUCUUCGUGGUGUGCUGGAAAAACGGACUUGGACAUUACGCUUCCAGCUGGUACUGGGAUCGAAGCAAUGCAGUUCCUGCUCACCCGAUGCUAUGGACUCCAAUUGUCCAAGCCAUCGACCACGCUUGCAUGCCAGACGUUCUUGCUGUCGGAGUUUUUUCUGAUGCAUGAAGACCGAGCGGCAAUUCUGGAUCUCUUGAAGAGGACUCUCGUGUCCCAACAGGCCCUUGAUGAGGCCCGCCAGUGCUUCAGGGAGAAAGAGGUGCCUCAAGAAUUGCAGCACAUUCUGAGCAACGUUGCGACUUCUGUGGACUCCUUGGUGCUGGAUGUUGCGCAGUGGGGCGAGGCAUCUGUGAAAGCAAUGCUUCAGACAUGCCUUGAUAGCCUAUCAACAGCGCCUGCAGACCUUGAUGAUGCCAAGCCGAGAAAAAGCGCAGAUGCUUCAAGUCUGUUCCAUGAAAAGGAAGGUUACCAACGGAGUUGGUUUGCGUUGUCUCCCGAGGAGAAGAAGAAGUGGGAAUCUCAAGCGGAGGCAUUGCAGAAAAAGUUCCUGGAUCUUGAGAAGUCUUGGAAAGAGCGGCGGCAGAUUCAAGCAAAGCACUUUGAGAAGGUGCGGGAAAUCUUUGAUCGCCGAAGUUCGCGAGGCCUUGUAAAGACCGAUAUUUCCAUCUUGAUGAACAUGUUGGUGGGUCCCGCGGCAACCAGAGUUAGAGCAUACUUCUCUCGGGAUGAGAGAGUCAAGACGGGCAAAGCUGCCUCCUCUGAAGGGGAAUUCGAAUGGAAAAUUUGGAAGUAUUCGCUUCAAUUAGGCUUCGAGUCCUUGAGUGCCGUGGCUUCUGCUUUGAUUGCUGCUCACCCGGAUUUCUGGGCCGUCUUCGUCUUCGAUUUGGUCGCAGGCCUUCCGUUCGAAGUUCAGGCACAAACUCGCAAGAAUGCUGACGGGAGUUUCACAUUCACUACUGUUGGUGUAGAGCUAGCAGAGGGCUUCUGGCGGCGCUUGGCAAAGGUGUUGGAGGCUGCUGUUGACCUUGGGAUGCGCUUGUUGAAAGAGAGGAAGCUGCAGCCUGUUCAGCUGAUUACUGGUCUUGCAAUGCUUCUCUUCAACAUCUUCUCCAUUGGUUACGAGGACGUGCCUUCUUGGUUGCAAUCUGCAUUCGGCCGGGUUGCUGCUGCCCUGGACCCUGCUGCCAGGGCCCUGCUUGUUGACACCCUGGUACUUGCACGGCUUCCUCAGACUGACCUACUGGACCGGAUUGAUGAUUGGCUCGAGGCAUUCAGUGACUCCCCCAAGCUGCUGCAGUCGUUAGCCGUGCUCUUGAUGCCAAUCUUCCCCCAAAUCUUUGACUUCGACGAAGAGUCUUAUGACUACCUUAUGGAGCUGGCGAACCCCAGCAGCGCUGACUUGGAAGUGCAGCAGCCUGCUGACUCCACUGGGCCUCAGGAGCCGGACCAGAAGCGAUCCCGGCUUGCCCGCAGUCAGGGCCGCGACACGAAGCUCCUGAUGGCGACACCGCCACCUUUGAAGCGUGAGAAGGCGGGCGACGACGUGCCCGUGCCAAGCACACCAGUGCGAAAGGCCAUCCGUGCUCCGGAGCUUUUGCUGGCGACGCCGGCAAAAUCAAAGCGGGAACAGACGCACCAGCUGCCGGUCACGCCACCUUCACUGAAGAGGGUGAGACAGACUCGCUUGGCGGAUGAGGAGCCCUGCCUGGAAAAGGCACCGGUGACCCCCGAUCGCCCUACGACCAAGCUGGUUCCCAAUGCCCCGGAGCGGCGCAAGAGGCGCUCCGACUUCAUGGACGAGGCAUUUUCGCUGCCCGAAGCGGACUGGCCUGCACCGGUGACCCCCGAUCACCCCACUACCAAGCUGGUUCCUAACGCACCGGAGCGGCGCAAGAGGCACUCCCUGUUCAUAGACGAGGCAGAAAUGCUGCCCGAUGCGGGCUGGCCUGCUACCAACGGCCGACCUUGA